AUGGUGCCCGGCCCCGGCCCCGGCCCCGGCCCAGCCGCCGCCCCCCCCCCGCCCGCCCCCCACACACACCCCGCGGGCGGGGGCGGCGCCCGCUCCCUCACAGCGGGGCGGCCCGCGGCGCUGCGGCCCCCGCCCCGCCCCGGCCGGCACUCGGCGCCCGCCAUGGCGGGGCUGGGGCAGGGGUGUGCGGGGAAGGCGCCGCUGCUGGUGAAAAUCGUGAUGGCCGGGGAGUCCUGCGUGGGGAAGACCUCCAUCGUGCGGAGGUACACGGAGCCCGGCUCGCCGCCCGCCGGGGCUCCCACCUCCUCCUACUUGGCCACGAUCGGCAUUGAUUUUAAAGUAAAGCCAGUAACGUUUAGUGGUACAAGAGUGAAACUUCAGAUAUGGGAUACUGCUGGCCAGGAACGAUUCCACACACUCAGUACCAGCUAUUUUCGUGGUGCACAAGGCUUUGUUCUUGUAUAUGACAUCACAAAUCUGGACAGUUUUCGAAGUAUAACGAGCUGGAUGAAAGACAUACAUGAGAAAGCAGGUGAUGAAGUGGACGUAAUACUGUUGGGCAACAAGUGUGAUAAGGAGUCAGAACGUGUAGUUCCAAAACAGAAAGGAGAAAAGCUUGCUUGGGAACAUGGAAUACCCUUUUUUGAAACCAGUGCUAAAGAUAAUGUGAACAUUGAGGAUGCAUUCUCAGUCUUGACUAAAGAAAUACUGGAAAAGAAAUCCUGUGUAUUAUAUGACUUAGAUGUUGUGGCUCUAAAUGAAAGUAAGAAGAGAACCUGCUGUGCAUUCUGAAAUACUGUUUUCUUAUUCCGUUUUCUUUUCAGAAAACAUUAACUAUUGCAAAGCAACAUAUAAGAUUUUAAAAGUGAGCCUGUAAUCCCAAAACACAGUAUUUAAGCAUCCUUUGUGUUACACAAACUUUGUUGCCAAAUGUUUUGAUAUGUUUAUAUUAUAGUUUCAUAUUUUUACUGUGAAGUUAAAACAAUUAUCUGACUUUGGAAUUAUUAGAUGCAUCACAGGAUGACUGCAUUUGCAUACAAAUGUUUGCAGGAAUGAAAUCUAAGUGUAUUAAUUUGCUUUUAUUAAAAAAAAAAUCCUGACUUUUUUUUUCUGUGUUACUUAUACCAGAUUUGUAAUGUAAUGAACAUUGACAUUAUCAAAGAGGCAACCUUCUGAUAUAUGAAAUCACUUAUGCUAUCCCCCAGAUAACACCUCUUUAAGUAGCUGACAUUUACUGCAGUCCCCCAAGAUAAUUUUCUGGGAAUUUUUCGCUUUGUUUCUUUCAUAUCCGUUUCAGAAACAUAUGUGUUACUUGAAUACCCUUGAAUAGGGAAGCUGCAAAGUUUAGGGCUGAGAUAAAAGAAUAAGCCAUAUACAAGAUCAGUAUGUUACUGAACCUCUCUUAGAAGGCAGAAAACACGGAACAAAGAAUGCAUCCAGUAAUAAUUAUCUUGCUAAUAUAAACUUUUAUCAUUCUAUAAAAUAAUUCACACAGGUGUUAGCAGCAUACCUGCAUUUUCAAAUGUUCCUUCUGUCAUAAAUGAUCACAAUAUUAAAAAGGUAUGCAGUGCUUGUUUGAUAUUGUGAGAUAUUUAUGUUAUUUUCUUAAAGUAUAAAUACAUCAGGUAUCUGGUUCUGCUCAUUUAGAUCUGUUUUAUGCUGGUAUGUAGUAUCUUUAAUUUCAGUGGAGGAUAUCAGAUUUUAUUUAAAUUUAAAUGAGGGCAGAAUCAGGAUGCCAGUUUUCUUUAAUCAAAAGCAAAGAGAACACAAAUCAAACCUGCAGGACACACACAAAGCAAACACAAGUUGGGAAAUCUGAAGAAUUGUGGGGAUUAUAUUGUCUUUUUAUUAAUUUUUUUUUUGCCUGGGAGAUGUGGUUCUUGUUGAUAAUUAAAUUUAAUUGUUUUAUCACCAUUUGUGAAUGAAUAAUACUACUGUGCAAAACUGUGUUGUGAGCUAUCCCAGCACAUCCCGAACAACUAACUCCACUGGCUUAUCGUUCUGGAAUGUCACUACACUCCUAAAAUAAGUCUGCUUAUUUUUUGAGGGCUGUUUGUGGAUUGUCAUAAUAUCAAAUUAUUAUUAAAUUUCAUAUUGAGACAAUGAGCCCAACUGGAAAAUGCUUUCUGAAGCACAUGGGA
Messenger RNA from Harpia harpyja (harpy eagle), 2141 nucleotides. RefSeq names its product ras-related protein Rab-10-like. Bases 1 to 792 code for a protein of 263 amino acids. Gene Ontology annotation, cellular component: Golgi apparatus; recycling endosome; insulin-responsive compartment. The record is from RefSeq and is a predicted model, not a curated record. Gene Ontology annotation, biological process: cellular response to insulin stimulus. Gene Ontology annotation, molecular function: GTP binding; GTPase activity. Lineage: Eukaryota; Metazoa; Chordata; Aves; Accipitriformes; Accipitridae. The transcript has 6 exons.